UUUGACCAAUAUAUUACUUGCAUUUAUUUACUAAUAAUACGAUUUCAUGACGUGUGCAGGAUGUAUUCCUUAUGAUUCGAAGACAUAAAACCACAAUUUUUACCGAUGCCAAGGAGAACACAACCGUCGCAGAACUAAAGCGUAUGAUCGAAGGCAUCCUAAAAGUGCGUCCACACGAACAGAAACUGUACAAUCAAGACAACGAAGUGAUGGAAGACGACAACACUCUUCAAGAUUACGGCAUUCAGAUGUCUACAGCAAAGGCGCAAGCCCCGGCACAGUUAGGACUAGCACUAAGAGACGAACAUGGAGAUUUCGAGCCGCUCGAAAUUACGCCGUACUCAUCGCCACCAGAUCUACCUGAAGUUAUGAAAAAUCAAGAGGCAGCUAACGGGCAAGAACAAGUUGCAUAAAGAAAAUCCAAAUGCAAAUAAAUACGUAUAUAGAACUGCGGCAACAAACAACUACAGUAAUAAAACAGACCAGCCGAAAUACAUACUACAUCUAUAAAAAUGCACGCAGGAAAUGCAUAUUUUAUAUAAGAAAUUAUUAAAAUUAUGAAUAUAAUAUCGACUCAUUUUUGAGCUUCGGCGAUAAGUGAAUAAUUUAGUUAAAUGCUUUCUUUAUCACAAUAGGUACUUUUGUGAAAUGCGUAUCAUUUUAAGUAAUUUGCGCAAAUGUAAAAAUACAGCAAUUGAGCAAAAAAA
Messenger RNA from Rhagoletis zephyria (snowberry fruit fly), 707 nucleotides. Its product is annotated as transcription elongation factor B polypeptide 2-like. The record is from RefSeq and is a predicted model, not a curated record. Gene Ontology annotation, biological process: transcription elongation by RNA polymerase II. Gene Ontology annotation, cellular component: elongin complex; VCB complex. Gene Ontology annotation, molecular function: protein binding. NCBI's taxonomy places the organism in Eukaryota, Metazoa, Arthropoda, Insecta, Diptera, Tephritidae.